UCUGUGUAAAAUGUUUCUAUUUUAUGAGUAUAUCAAUAUGCAUUGCACAAUGUAAAUCUCCUUCAAAUUUUUUCUAGGAUCAUAUUCAAGUUCCUUUCCUAGUGCUUGAUUAAUUUUCCUACUUUUAUUGUUUUAUUUUUUUUUUAAAUAAAGAAAAUGUUUGAUCUGUGUGUGUUUUUGUGGUAAAAAAUUUAUGUAUUCAUCAAAGAUCCAUUUGAACAAUGUUUAUUAUUUCUUAUUAAGUGGUUUUUUCCAGUGAUUUUUGUUUUUUGAAUAUUGUUGUUAUAAUCUUUAAUUGAUUUAAUAUGACUGUGUAUGGAUAAUGAUGAUCUUUAUGUAACAAUUGUGGAUUUUGUUUGUUUGUGAAAAUCAACUAACAAUACUUUAUUUAUUUAUUUGAUUUUAUUUUUGUCACUUUUGAAAAUAUUGAAGGGUAUGUAUCUGCUUCAGAUUCAAACAGGAUAACAGUGUCUUCAACAUGGGGUGAAUAGUUGUUCUUCUAAUGUCCAUUUACAUGUUCUGAUCUGGGGGGGUGUCAUCGAAACUCGAGGAAGCUCGCUUUAUGUUUUCUAAUGACUUUUUCUUGUAGGGAUGAUUUUCUGAGAUAUGAUUAUGCAGAAGAGGUUGGAUUACAGUUUUAAUGGCUAUCAAGUUCCUAGAGCUUCAAGAUCUCCUAGGGGGAGGGGUACAGUCAGGAAGAGACCUGACAGCAAUCGGAUACAAGCAUUUGAUAUUUUGGCUAGUGUAGCGGGCAACCUUUUGCAGAAGAAUCAGAGUUCCAUUCCCGAUAAUGCUGCUUCUGCGAAAGAUCCUCUCGCUGUUUUUGGUAUUAACAUAAAGGAAAAUAAACAAGAGAAUCAAGUAGGAUCGUUUAAGGAGGAGCAAUUUGAGAAUGGAACUUGCAGUGAAGUUGUCUCUGGAUGUGUCCCUAGUUUGCAAGGGAAACAUGAAAAUCAAAGAGUCGCAGGUGAUUCAUCGUUUCAUGACAAUCAUCUUGAAGGGCAAGGACAGAAUGUCAUUGAGAGGGAAGAUGAACGUGUGAAAUUGAGAAGUACAAACGAGAAAACUAUUCGCAUCAAAAACCGAUCUGAUGGAUUAAUAGAACCAAGCCAAAGAGCAUCAAGAGAUUGCAGUGCGGAAAAUCAUGUGGAGAAACCUUCAUUGGAGGGCCAUUUCCGCAGGAAUCUUGAUUCUUUACCGAAUGGUUCCGGUACUAGGAAAUUACUUAAUAGAGAUGAUGACGAAAACUUUGUUCGGUCCACUGAACUGAACUCAAAGAAUAAGAUACCUGACCCACCGACAGAUACAAUAAAGGUUAAGGAUGCAAGUCCUUUCGUGAAUGAUGAGAACAAUAGUGGGGACAAUUCUGUGCUUGAAAAUUCAGAAAUGAUGUAUCCAUUUAAGAAAAGAAAGUUUUUCUAUCAAACCUCAUCGUCUACGUCUGAUAGUUGGUCUCACUGUCAAGGCACAGUUGAUUCUUCUUGUACAAGGGUUAAUGGCACGAACCAUGGUACAGGCGGAACAAUGCAUGUAAUUGAAGAAUCGUCUUCUAUAGCUGAUGAAGAAGUUCAUCCUGAGUCCAAGGGUUGUAACGUGAAGCUUAGCAUAAAAUCCUUUAAAGUCCCAGAGCUUUUUAUUGAUAUCCCUGAAACUGCAACUAUUGGUUCGCUGAAGAGGACAGUAAUGGAAGCCGUGACAACUAUACUUGGAGACGAACUGCACGUAGGCAUCCUUCUUCAAGGGAAGAAGAUUAGAGAUGACAGUAAAACUUUGAUCCAGACCGGGAUAUCUCAAGAUGACAAACGUCAUAGGUUAGGGUUCAUGUUGGAGCCGAGACAUAAUCGAAUUUCAUCUUCAUACAAUGAAGACCCUUGUUUCCUAACCACUGGUUCACAACCAAAACUUUCUAGGCAAUCAACAUCUUUAAUGUUACAACAAGGAACAUAUAAUGUAUCUCGGGAACGUUCUACGGUCAAAAUUGAAAAUUGCGCCGAAGGUGAUCUCAACAUGGUCUCCUCUCUAGGAGAAGCUUCAGCUAACAACAAUAACAUGUCAAAGUGUCGAGCUCUAGUCACAGUUCCUGCCAUUAACAUGGAUGCAUUAGCUGUGGUUCCAUACCGGCGUAAAUCAGGGAAUUCCUACUUUGGACAGCGCCGAAUCAGGAGGCCAUUUUCGGUUCUAGAAGUAGAAGCAUUGGUUCAGGCAGUUGAAAAACUAGGAACUGGAAGGUGGCGUGAUGUCAAACAACGUGCUUUUGACCAUGCAAAGCAUCGAACUUAUGUCGAUUUGAAGGAUAAGUGGAAGACCUUGGUUCACACAGCAAGAAUUUCUCCUCAGCAAAGGAGAGGAGAACCUGUUCCUCAAGAGCUUCUCGACAGAGUCUUAUCUGCUCAUGCCUAUUGGUCUCAACAACAAUGCAAGCAUCAAUUUAAAUCAAUGUGAACCUUCUUACAUAUUGAAGAAAGAAGAAGAAGAAGAACAAGUUACACUGCUGCAGAAGUAUACAGUCUUCAAAAAGAUUUAGUGUAGUUAUGCUAAAAGUUGAUAGUAUAUAUUAAUCUCAAUAUAUUUACUCAAAUAUAUAUUAUGAUCCAUAAUUUAUAUUCCCUAAACCAGGUAAAGGUUUGGGUGAUUUGUACAUGAUUAUAAUUUGACCAUAUGGUUACAUUUACCAUACCUAAUGGUCAAAUAUUGGUAAGUAUGCUAUCAAAAGCAAACUAGAAUAAUGAAAUGUGUAUAGAAGUUGACAACACAUGAGUUUGUUACUAGUGACUUGUAAUCUUGAAUAUUACACAUAAAGAAUGACCUAUGAAGAGGUACAAUUGAAUAUUUUCCCUUGCAAA
Molecule: messenger RNA, 2843 nt
Organism: Medicago truncatula (barrel medic)
Lineage: Eukaryota; Viridiplantae; Streptophyta; Magnoliopsida; Fabales; Fabaceae
Product: telomere repeat-binding protein 5
Exons: 11
Coding region: 607-2442 (611 amino acids)
Source: RefSeq, a predicted model, not a curated record